AUGGCAAGACGCAACGACAGCGUGACUGUACAUCCCGACGAGCAUCUCUCCGGUCAGAAGAGCUGUAGAGGGCUACCGUCAGACUUGACAACCUACAGGAACCACGAGAAGCGGCCUCUUGCCAGACGCUAUACUACUGAGAGCAUCAAGCCUGUUCAAAUCGCCAGGCUUUCACAGCAGGAUAGCAGCUUUUGGCUAGAGUGCAGCAUUCAAGAAACUCUUCCGACCCGCAGUGUGAAGACUUCUUUUACCUGCAAGAUGAUGCCUAGAUUUGGCCAAAUCUCGGAUCCGUUUACGUUGUCUGAGAUCGAAAAAUGCUGCCGGCGUAUUGUUGAAGACUUUAAGUCUCAUCGCAACGAAUCCGACCGCCAUAUCUGUCGAUGCAACUUCGAAUUCAUCCGAACCUCCGCGCAAGGAAAACCGGGUAUCUGCGACAAUGGCAGUAAACACUUUUCGAAAUUGCUCUGGAGAGGUAUGCAGAGGCACGACCAGUUGUGUCAGUGCGGCUGCUUUGACUUCGCACCUUCGGGAGAGCCGACAUGUGUACCAGCUUGGACAUAUCACUCAGGUUCUGGAUGUACAUCGUAUUGGAGUCGCCGUAUCGAACAUCCUCAAGGAACUUUCUGGCUGCAAUACGGCGUCAGUAGCGGCCCUCAAAGUGAUGGUCCGGACUGCGCGUUCACUUGUAAGGUGAUUCCCAAGGCCGAAGAGACACCUGCUACUAGCUUGAUCAAAAUACAAAGAUGUUGCGAACAGAUAGCCAUAGAGCUUAAAGCACAUCGGGCCGACGAGUGUUACAGUGGCAGGUGGGAACCUUGUCCGGCAUGCUCUUGCGACCUCGAAACCAUCAGACAAGGUCCACAGGGUCAAGUCGGAAUAUGCUGUGACAACUGGAGCAAAAGGACAAGCGCCGAGACCCUGCGGUGUGCAAUGAAUCGGCACGAUCGACUCUGUUCGUGUGGCUGCUUCAACUUUGCCGAUAAUCGAUUAUCUCUGCUUGACACAACGCGGUACACAGACUGGAAGCGCCAUCGGAAGUCAAAGCCAUAUUGGAGUCGAGAGGUCACCUUGACGGAUGGACAAACAUGGCUUCAAUACGGCGUCAACAGCAAUUCGAAUCCGGUCGGCGAGCCUGGUUGUAUGAUCACAUGCAAAAGGGCAUUUAUCUCUGCAAGUGGUCAGAGAAAUGCUAGGAAGAGCUGCAAGAAAGCUGCUGCUAUCUUGGCAUCUCAUCUGAAGUCGACGAAGUCUUGUGCAUGCGAUUUUGAGUCGCUGCUUGUGGUCGUUCGGAUGAAGAGAGGCCUGUCAGAAGUCCGCCAGCACCUACCCAGUCAAGCCGACCGAAGCCAGACACUCAAAAGGGUCGAGAUCAUCACCGCUGAGGCCGAAGCCAAAGCACUUGGUAUCACUCUAAGGCACCGGGGAUGUAGCUCAUCCGCCAGGUUGGAGUUCUGUGGCUCUUUUGAAGAGUUCAGAUAA
This is a messenger RNA of Aureobasidium melanogenum CBS 110374, 1479 nucleotides long. RefSeq lists its product as uncharacterized. The transcript has 3 exons. The record is from RefSeq and is a predicted model, not a curated record. The coding region runs from base 1 to 1479 and encodes 492 amino acids. Lineage: Eukaryota; Fungi; Ascomycota; Dothideomycetes; Dothideales; Saccotheciaceae.